GCGUGCACUCUUAUACGUCCCCCGGCCGCGGCCGCCACCUAGUAUGCCGGCGAUUCAUGGUCACGCGCAGUAGUUACACUUCUGCUCUAUCUGGCUCGCGUCGUAAUCCAUGGAUCAUACCAUCUCCAAGCGCGCCACGGAGAGCCAGUGCAACAAUGCCGACGGGCAGCCGCCACCGCUGCUCGACUCGCCGCUCCCCACGCCUCGCCGGUCGUGCACCUCUGUCGACGCGUUACGAAUUCGCUGCCGCCGCGACGCAUCGCCGCUGCGGACGCAUGUGCCGUUCUCCUGGGAGAGCUCCCCGGGCGUGCCAAAGAACAGCGGGUGCGGCAGGGACACGCACAAGAAGGCGCAAGCGAUGCCGCCGCCGAGGCCGCCGCCCGGGCGCCUACGACAGCCGUACCUCGCCAGGAACUUGUACUACGGAAACACGAGCGAGGCGAGCAGCGACGACGACGACGACAACAGGUCCUUCUCCGACACACUGGACAGGAUCUCCUCGCCCGAGCGGACCGGGUCGUUCGACCGGGUCACGUCGAAGCGCUUCGAGGACAUCUUCGUCGGCCGCGCCACGAGCUUUGCCAAGGACCGGACCCAACACCCCGGCGUGGAAGCCACCGACUUGGCGGCCUCGGGCGGGCAUCCGAGGCAACCGCGUCGGGACAGCACGCGCCGCAGCCACGAUGAGGACCGUCGGUGGGUGCCUAGGCUCCUCAACGACAGCGUCCCCAUGCAGCUGAUGCAGCGGAUCAAAAUGGAUGCGGACGCCGAGGAGAUGACCCCAAGAGCCUGUGGCCUCAUGAUGUUCUUCCCCUGGAGCGCAAAGCCGGUGGUCUACGGCUUCAGGAACCCGGCGGCGCAGCACGCAACAACGACGACGACGACUCACGCCGGAGCCGAUGUGCCUUCACCUUCGCACAGUCGCAGGGUCACCACCACCACCCUACGCGAUGUCAUUAAGCAAGAUAGCCAAGCCGUUAGCAGCGACAUGCCGCAGCCGCGCGGAGAAAAGAAGAGGGGCCGCAACGACUUGCCGAGCCGUCGAUGGGGCGUGUCGUCGUUGCUUGACACGAGCAAGAAGUACUGCACUGACGCCCGGAAGGCUCUGAGCAAGCUCUCCAUCGGACUAGGAGCGGACGGCGGCAGCCCCAGGGUGAACAGGAGUGGCAAGCUGCAUGAUGGUUUCUCGUCAACGCCGGCGACGCCCGCAAAGUUGACGCAGCUGAAGGCUAACAGAAACUGAGGUGGCUUGAGUGCAGAAAUUCUCUGCACAUAUAGGUAUGCACAUUCUAUGAUCUGAUGUCCUGAUAGAUCGAAUAAAAUAAAGAGUAUACUGUAUAUUUUGUGACGUCUACUGGGUAAUCCUGUUACUGUUGGCGUAAUGUGCACAAACUGUCAUUUGAGCCUGUUAUUAGUUCUCCGAUCAUAAACAAAUGUAAGAAAUACAACGUUCCUCUCUUGUACAGUACAUGGUCAUUGAUAUAAUGAGAUCAACGCGUGGUAGGCCAGAACAAGUA
This is a messenger RNA of Zea mays, 1517 nucleotides long. RefSeq lists its product as uncharacterized. The record is from RefSeq and is a predicted model, not a curated record. Lineage: Eukaryota; Viridiplantae; Streptophyta; Magnoliopsida; Poales; Poaceae. The transcript has a single exon. The coding region runs from base 110 to 1243 and encodes 377 amino acids.